Linum tenue is the source of this 1218-nucleotide messenger RNA. NCBI's taxonomy places the organism in Eukaryota, Viridiplantae, Streptophyta, Magnoliopsida, Malpighiales, Linaceae. The record is from the annotation of a GenBank genome assembly.
AUGGCUAGGACUUCUGCAGUUUCAGUUCUGGUGGUUCUGUUGUUAUCAGCAGCUACAUGUUUUGCAGCAAGAACUAAGCUUUAUAUAGGCAACAAUGAGGGUUCGAAAUCUGUGGCUCAUUGGGUUGAUGAUGGCGGCAUUUGCCAAUCGAUGGUCGAAUCGCAAGGCUAUGCAUGUGAAGAACAUCAGGUGACAACAGAAGAUGGUUACAUACUUGGGAUUCAGAGAAUGCAAGUAGCUAAGUCUGGCAAGAAUGCUUAUAAACCACCAGUCCUUAUCCAACACGGAUUGUUCAGUGAUGGUGCAACAUGGAUGCUUAAUUCCCCUGCUGAAUCUCUGCCAUUCUUGUUGGUCGAUGAUGGUUACGAUGUUUGGAUUGCCAACACUCGUGGGACGAUACACAGCCAAGGCCACACAUCAUUGAGCCCUAAUGAUGGAGCUUACUGGGAAUGGUCAUGGGAAGAGCUAGCAGAUUAUGACCUUCCUGCCGUGUUCCAAUAUGUAUAUGAUCAUACGGGACAACAGAAACAUCACUACAUCGGACAUUCCUUGGGGACUUUGACAGCAUUGGCUGCAUUUGCAGAAGGGGACUUGUUGAACAUGACAAGAUCAGCAGCUUUGCUUUGUCCAAUUGCUCAUCUUAACCACAUCACUUCGCCUUCGAAAAUCGCUGCUGAUAUGUACUUGCCCGAGGACAUAUAUAAGCUUGGAUACAGGGAAUUUCUGAAAGGAGGGCUGGCUUUUACCAAGUUCCUAGAUGUUGUCUGUAGUAAACCUGGCAUCAACUGCACUGACUUGGUAGCUGCUAUGACAGGUCCUAGUUGCUGCGUGAAUGCGUCGAGGGUCGACCAAUUCCUCGACAAUCAGCCUCAACCAACAUCAGUGAAGAACAUAGUCCAUCUCUCCCAAAGAAACAUAGCGAAGUUUGACUAUGGAAAUGAAGCAGACAACAUGGACCACUAUCACCAGCCAACUCCACCUGCCUACACCAUGUCCAAGAUUCAACCUUCUUUCCCUCUCUUCCUUGCAUAUGGAGGCAAAGACAUGCUCGCCGAUGUAGAUGACAUGGCAAUCCUCAUAGACAACCUGAAAGAUCAUGAUGACACCAAGCUGGUGCUCCAUUUCGUGGACUCCUAUGCUCAUGUAGAUUUCGUCUUUGGUGUGAAUGCUCAUAGUGUUGUGUAUGGUCCAAUCAUGGACUUCUUCAAGCUCCAUUGA